GCUUGAGUUGAGAUGUGCAACAAAACAGAGUCGAGAACGUGAACUUGAGCAACCUACGCUGAUCAGUCGCAACGCAGCAAGCUACCGUUUAAGAUGCCAUCGAAUGCGCUGGCCUGCAUCUGUAAUGUGAUCAAUCCCUGUCGCAAUGAGGUCUCCACCACGUUUGUCGUCGUCCAAUGGCUAAUCACAGGAUUCGCUGCACUCUCGCAAGUUGUGCGCCCCGUGCUCUUGCUCUUCGGCAUACGUGGCGAGGUGGCGCUAAAUCAGGAGGAUUACAACAGGACAUGGAUCUAUAUGCCCAAUGGUGAGGGCAAGCCUGAGGUGGCCUAUCUUGUGGAGCCGCCGCCAGAGAAUCGCAUUAGUCUGCCACAGCUGAUUCAAUUCGAAUAUUAUGGCAGCGAUGCUCCCGAUGACAUGCGCAGCUCCAGCUUUUGGAUCGAUGAGAACAAUUUUCAGCGCGAUAAACGCGACAAACGUGACACCUGGCAGGAGAUGGCCGAGAAAUUCGAUCCCAAUCUAGACACCAAGAUUCUCGUACACGGCUGGAAAUCGAGCACCAUGAGCAACUCGAUCCAAUCGAUUAGAGGUGCCUAUUUGCAGCGUGGCCAAGUUAAUGUGUUCGCCAUCAACUGGCGGGAUCAGGCCGAUAAUAUUUAUUAUCUGACCCCCGCUCGCUAUACGGUGCAAGUGGGACGUGCUGUGGCCAAGUUAAUCGAUCUGCUGGUGGAAGAGAAGGAUGCAGAUCCGCAGCGUAUUCAUCUAAUUGGCCACAGCCUGGGUGCACAUAUUAUGGGCUAUGCCGGCUCCUAUACCAAAUAUCGAGUGAGUCGAGUGACAGGUUUGGAUCCAGCACGUCCGGCUUUCGAGGAUUGCAUUGGACCGGAGAAUCAUUUGGACAACACGGAUGCCAAUUUUGUGGAUGUCAUUCACAGUUGUGCGGGCUAUCUCGGCUUUCGGAAGCCCAUUGGCAUGGUUGACUUCUAUCCCAAUGGUGGCGGACCUCCACAGCCGGGUUGCAGUGAGAUAUCCCAGAUAUUUACUGGUUGCAGUCAUGGACGCUCCUAUGAGUAUUAUGCGGAGUCCAUCAACAGCGACAAGGGCUUCUAUGGCGUGCCUUGCACCACUUUAGAUCAGAUGAAGGGCAAAAACUGCACAGGCGGCAGGAUUCUGAUGGGCGAUCGAGUGCCGCAGGACGCGCGUGGCAUUUAUCUGGUCAAGACGGCCAAUAAACCGAGCUAUGCACUCGGCAUGGACGACCCUUGGACCAAGGAUUACAACAACAACAAUUGA
Molecule: messenger RNA, 1290 nt
Organism: Drosophila albomicans
Lineage: Eukaryota; Metazoa; Arthropoda; Insecta; Diptera; Drosophilidae
Product: pancreatic lipase-related protein 2
Exons: 4
Coding region: 94-1290 (398 amino acids)
Biological process (GO): lipid metabolic process
Molecular function (GO): lipase activity
Source: RefSeq, a predicted model, not a curated record